Helicoverpa armigera (cotton bollworm) is the source of this 1011-nucleotide messenger RNA. RefSeq lists its product as uncharacterized. The transcript has 3 exons. Gene Ontology annotation, cellular component: mitochondrion. Gene Ontology annotation, molecular function: glycine N-acyltransferase activity. The coding region runs from base 51 to 890 and encodes 279 amino acids. The record is from RefSeq and is a predicted model, not a curated record. NCBI's taxonomy places the organism in Eukaryota, Metazoa, Arthropoda, Insecta, Lepidoptera, Noctuidae.
GGUGCUCGCUAAUAAUAUACUGACAGUCGCACGCGCAUUCGUCGUUAGUCAUGUCGGAACCAUUGCAGUAUUUAUCUCCCGACCGAUGGGAAGAACUCCAAACACUCUUCAAAGACGACUGGACACGAGGAGUGGGAGGGUACCUAGUGCUAGAUGUCCAAAAACACUGGAUAAAUAAGGGCAUAGAAUAUAAUUUUAAAGUCUAUUGCCCUUACGGUGAUGUGAGAAAUGGAAUGGUCGCAGUGAAUGACAAGGAAGGCUGUUACGAAAUAAUAAUUCAAUGCCCCAACGACGACUUGGAAAAUCUUACGGCUGCUUUGAAACAAACUAAAAUCAUUGAUUGGAAAAAGCAGAUCACUGUACCAUAUGUGACCAACCAUGUGAAGGAGCUCAUUAAAAAACUUGCAAAAGACAUUAAUUUGGAAAUUCAACUUAUUUUGCCGUCAGAAGUAUUUAUAUUGGAAACAAACACACCCUAUAAGGAUGUCGAGCUACCCGAAGGCAUAUCCUUCGAGCUUCUGACAAAUGACUACGUGGACCUUCUCGACUCUACCUGGCCUCAUCGCUACGAGGGCUCCACAACCUACUUCGAACAACUCAUAGACGUCAAAAGAGGUUACGGCCUCUUUUCUAACAACACUUUAAUCUGUUGGCUUCUCAUCAACGAAUCUGGCAAUCUUCUACAUAUGUACACCAUUAAAGAAGAAAGAAAAAAAGGUUAUGCUGAACUCCUUUUAAAGUUAGUCUGUAAUAUUCUGAUAGAGAAUGGUAAGCCGGUGAUUGCACAUUGCUUGAAAGAUAAUUUUAAUGCCUGCAAGUUGUAUAGGAAGGCAGGUUUCACUCAAAUUGAACCAGUUGACUGGAUUUAUGUGCAAAGUAAUGAAGAAUAAAGGGGGCUGAUGUAAGUGUAACAAAAGGAAUAAAUAUGAACAAACCAUUAACUUCCAAGUAAGUAUAACAAUUGUAUUAAAUAAGUAAAGUACAAGUUACUUUAUACAUAUUGUAUUUUUG